Molecule: messenger RNA, 1167 nt
Organism: Truncatella angustata
Lineage: Eukaryota; Fungi; Ascomycota; Sordariomycetes; Amphisphaeriales; Sporocadaceae
Product: tyrosinase central domain-containing protein
Exons: 4
Coding region: 1-1167 (388 amino acids)
Molecular function (GO): oxidoreductase activity
Source: RefSeq, a predicted model, not a curated record
AUGAAUUUUCUCUUGGUGGCCCUUCUGUCCAUAGGCCAUGCCUCGUGUGCACGACCGGGAAGUAGAUAUCCAGAAGACGCCACGGACAUCCUCGCCAAACAGGGCCUACGCAACUUGGAAAAAUAUCUGAAGCGAAACCCCGCUCAAGGAGGUUGCAGUAUCGAGACUGCUACGAAGCGAUAUGAAUGGGGCGAUCUAAGCGCACAUGAACGCAAGGACUACAUCGAUGCCGUGUUAUGCCUGCAGGCUCUUCCGCCGACUUCGGAUCCUACUGUCGUGCCGGGUGCGAGGAGCAGGUUUGACGAUUUUGUGGGCGUGCAUAUACAGAUGUCGGGUUCUGUACACGCCACGGCAAACUUCUUGACGUGGCACCGCUACUUCACCUGGCUAUACGAGAAAGCCUUGCGCGAAGAGUGUGGGUACAGAGGAUACCAGCCUUACUGGAACUGGGGCCGCUACGCAUCCGAUCCAAUCCACUCGCCCAUCUUCGAUGGCACCGAGACCAGUAUGUCUGGCAACGGCCUAUAUUCUCCGUACGACGGCGUGACGUUUCCGCUCUACCCACCACCGUACAACAUCCUCCCAGCCUCGGAAGGCGGCGGCUGCGUGACCACAGGCCCCUUCGCCAACAUGACCGUGAAUUUGGGACCCGUCUUUCCCGGCUUGCCCGACGUACCGCCCAACCCGCAAGCCGAUGGUCUAGGGCCUAACCCACGAUGUCUGCGGCGGGACAUCAACGUGCACGCCGCGCGGGAGACGACGACAAACUACACGGAGAGUCUCAUCGUCAACAGCAACAACGUGUACUGGUUCCAGACAACCAUGAACGGGCGCGCGGAGCUGGGCCAAUGGGGCGUACACACGUCAGGACAUUUUACGAUCGGCGGAGAUCCGGGUGGCGACUUCUUCGUGAGUCCUGGGGAUCCGGCGUUUUAUCUGCACCAUGGCCAAAUCGAUCGCGUGUAUUGGAUCUGGCAGCUGUUGGACCUGGAGAAUCGGUUGAGCGAUGUGGGUGGGACUAUCACUCCGGCGAAUUCACCGCCCAGUCGUAAUGGAACAUUGGACGAUGUGCUUGACCUGGGAGUGCUAGGUGAAGCUGUAAGACUCGGAGACGCAUUGGACACUGUAGGUGGUGUAGGGGGUAAGUUUUGCUAUGUAUAUGUCUAA